AUGAGUAAAUCAUUUUUUACUUUGAAUUUAACAGUAAUAAUCUUAUUGUAAUCAAUACAAAACUUAAAUGCUUAAAUAUGUUAAGCAUUUUCUAGGCAGCACUAACCUAAAUUUUUUGAGGGAUAUAUUGCUUCUAAUUAUUUGAAGUUGCCUAACACUAAUAUACUUUUGAUAAACACUGUACUUUAUUAAAACGGUGUAUAGUCUUAGAGUAUAGUAUAUUACAAUGAUCUUUCUAAUGAAAUUGAUAAUAUUGUGAAUGUGGUUAAGACUAAAUACGUUAUAUUUCAAAUGGAGUAUGUACAAGAAAGAAAUCAAAUUUUAGUUCUGAAUUCAUAAUAGCUAAUAUACGUAGAUCCUUAUACUCUUGAAUCUAAAUAAACAAUACCAUUCAGUAAUUUAGAAAGUAUGCAUUUAAUGAAAGGAUCUAAUUAUUGUGUCUUAAAAAGUUCAACAUAUUUAUUAUAUGUUGUUGACUUUAUAGAAGGAAAAUAAAUUCUAUCUUUGAAUAUUUCACCUUUUAAUUCUGACAGUGGUAAUCAUAUUAUUUCUGCAAAGUUACUUUAGCUUUAAAAUGGUUAGAAUUUUAUAGCAGUAAUUGAUUAGUAUGGUGCUUAUACUUGGUCAAUUAAUUUUAAAACUUUAGAAUUCUCAUUCAAUGGAUAUUAUUCGCCAGAUCGUUAUAAUUAUAGCUUAAUAGAUUUCCACAAGAGUUAUGAUAUUAUAUUUUUAGCAGGAGCCUAUUGUCAAAUUAGUGCUUUCUAGAUCAUUAAUUUAUAAGCGAAUUAGAUAAAAUUAAUCUUGGCUGAUUAUCUACCAAGUGGUCAAUCAGGAGAUGGUAUAGUCAGUUUAAGCUUUAUAAAUUCUUAAAAUAAUUAAGGCAGUUUAUACAUAAGUAGUAGCUAAACGUUUAUUUAUAGAAUAGAUUUAAAUUUUGUCUAUAAUUAGAAUACAAAUACAUUUGAUUCUUUUAGCUUUGCUAAUAUCAAUUAACCUCUUACUGUUCAACUACCUGGAAAUCCAUAUUAUGAAUGGUAUCAUUUGGAAGAAAGUCAAUAAUUUGUAAUGCCAUACUACACUGGAUUCUUUUAAUAAUCAGCUCUAUUUGUUUAUUCAUAUAGUACAGACACUUAGCUCACUCGUUUUACUUAUAUUUCUACAGGUUUUACAAAAAUAUUUAGUUUCUAACUCAAUUAAGAAAUAUACUUUGUUGUUUCUACAUUAUAUAAUAUUUAAGUCACUAAAGAUUCUCCUAGUAACCUAAAAUCUAUCCUUACUUAUCCUCUUGUUUAGUCAAUCAAAGCAAGAUAAAAUACAUUUUUUUCUGUAAAAAACUGUAAUACUUGUUUUAUUGCUAUGCAUGAUGCUACAUACUUAGCAUUUUAUAAAGUAAUGGACUCAUCAUUCACUCCUUAAGUAUAUGAUUUAAGUUAGUUAAAUCUUAAUACUGAUUCAAUAAGCUUCAAUAUUGAUCCCUACUUAGAUAUUAAUCAAGCUAUUUGGGUUAUUGUAGGAUUACCUUAAAAAUAAAAUAAUGAAAAUUUCUUAUUUUAUGCUAUAAAUAUUAUCUCUUAAUAAUCGUUUCAAUUGUUCUCUGAUAUAGUAGAAGAAAAUAAUCAAAAAACAAGUUAUGCUCUCUAUUCCUAAGAAGAUUAAGAAAUCGUUGGAAUAGCUGUUAAUGGAAGUAUUUUUGUUUGGAAUUCUAUAGACUUUUCAUUCAAACACUCAAUAGCGUCCGAUUGUUCUGACUCAAUAAUUGGUUAAUUAUUCCAUACUGAUGAUAAUAAAUUUCUAAUAAUAGUUUGUGGUGAUUACAAUAUAAUUAUCUAUAAUUUCUCUAAAAAAACAUUUUAACCAUUAAUGAAGCUAAAGUCAAAUCCAUACUAUUUAAAUGUAUUGAAUAAAAUUAAUAUGUUUGGAGUUGGAGAUUAAAUGAGCGGAGAUGUUUAUUUAUGUAAUUUUAAUACAGUUACUUAAUAAUUUGAAUUAUUUAUGCAUUUCCAAUCUCCUUCUUUAACAGAUGCUGGAAAUAAUAUUCAGUAUAUAGAAAAGACUUAGGUUUUAUUUAUUUAAUAUUACUAUAGUAAUACAUUUUUCCCUAUUGGAUAAUGUCUUUAAAACUUACCUAGUUGUACUUAGAAAUGCUAAAUGUAGUUUUAUUUUAAUACUACUGAAACUAUUGAUACUAAAAGUCUAUAUGGGAUAGGUUCUUUAGAAUAGCCUUUUACAUCUUCUUUGAGUAUAAUUUCAUCUUUACUUUUAGUUUAAUAAUAUUUCGAAUUAAUAAACGGAUUUGAAGUUUUAAACGUUAAUUUAUUACUUAGCAACUAAAAUUAGAUGGUAUUUUAUAAUGAACUGCUAACUUUAUAAGUUUUUGCAUAAACAAAUUUAACAAUUUAGAGCUGGAAUAAUAAUCAAUUAGCUUAAAUUAAUGUAAAUUAGUUGCUCCAAUUCUCGGGUCUCUUUAUGCUAAACAUUCAUGAUAUACUUAUUAAUUUUAUUAUUAGUAGCUCCUAAUAAAAGUGUGGGGUCUAUUUCGAUGGUAUUAUUUCAAGUGCUACUAUAGAUAACAUAAGUAUAUCUUCUACAGUUAAUACAUCUGAUUGCUUCUUUUUUUAAAUAAAUAAUUCUUUCUUGAUUAUUAAAAAUAUAAACAUAAAAAAUUUAGAUUUUUCAAAUACAUCAACUUUAAUAACAAUCGUUAAUUCUUAAUAGAUUGCACUUUAAAAUAUUCUAAUAGAUAGCUGUAAUAUAAGUGAAAAAUUCAGUAUAUUAACCUAAGAAAGCGAUGUUAAUGUUAUUAUUGAUACUUUUAUAAUUUAAAAUAAUCUAUGCGAUAUAAAUUAAAUUUACUAUCCAGAAUUAUCUGGUUAGCUAUUUGAAGCUGGUGAGUUCAAUGUAGCUAAUAUGAAAAUAUCCAAUAAUCAGUUUUGUAAUUUAUAGAUAUUCUCAACUGUCAGCACAAUCUAACAAAAAAACUAUACCUUUUAGUUCUAGAAUAUAACUAUGUACAAUAACUCAUUUUAUACAACACACAAUUAUCUCUUUUUUGAUGCUAUUUAUUCAAUAAAUCCUCUUCCCUAACACACUUUAAAUAUGAGUUAUUUAAAUUUCUCUGAUAAUUCUUACUUUCCCUCUUCUUAAGUAUAAUCAGACAUCUACCUUGGAAUUACUUAAUUAGUUCUAACUGAACAAAUUUUUUCAGUUUUUAUAAAUGAAGUUACAUUAAAAAACCAAUAAGAAAUAGCAUUUUGUUCAUUAUCCUAAUCUUCUUUAGUCUCAAUUAGCAAUAUUUCUUGCUUAAAUGACAAAAAAUUUUUUGAUAGUUUAGUCAAUAGAGAGUAUGGUGGAUGUUUAAUUUUCAAUGAAAUAAAAAAGAUUAGCAUAACUAAUCUAUAAUCAAGCUAUAUAAAAGCAAUAAGUAAUUCUAUUUUAGUAAUAAGAAAUUAAGCUUACACGAAUUCAGUAAUAAAUUUAUCAAAAGUAGUUAUCACAAGUUCAUAUUUUGAAUAAAAUUAAACUAACUCCUAAGCUAAUCCAAUUUUAAUUACUUCCACUUAUACUUCUAAUAUAACAAUAAGCAACUCAAUUUUUAGCUAAAAUAGAUUAAAUGCAAUUCUUAAUACCUAAACUUAUUCAACUUCUGCAAUUCAGGUAAUUAAUCCAUUAGGUUCUAUAUAUUUAGUUAAUAACCAAUAUAUUAAUUCAGUAUCUAGUAGUAUCUUUAAUUUUCAAUAUAUAAUUGGUCUUAAUAUAACUAUGAUUAAUGCUAAUUGCAAGCAAUCUUCAUUUAAUAUCACAGAUAAUGUAACAACUUUAAUAUAAUAAGGAGGUUGCUUAAGGGCUAAAUCAAGCAAUUUGUAAAUUCUUUCUUCAAAUUUUAGCAAAUCCACAGCAAGCUAAGGCUCGUUUAUUUACUUAGAGAGUCUUAGUUCAGAAACAAAUAUUUUUAUAGAAAAAUCUUCAUUUACAGAAGGUUAUGCUUAGAAUGAUGGUGGUGCAUUUUACAUAAAUUCACAAAACUCAAAUUUAAAUUUUGUGUGUAAAUCAUCUAACUUUAGUAAUAUCUAUACACUUAGUUCUUAUUCUUCCGCGAUUUCAAUAAUAUAAUCAGAAAAUUAGAAUUUAUUAAACUAGAUUCUAUUCUAUUAAGGAGAGUUAACCAAUAUUUUAGGCUAAGCCAACUCAAAUUUUUUGAAUAUCUAAAAUUCUAAUGUUACUCUAUUUAAUAUUCAUAAUAAUAAUUUUAACUUAACCUAUCCUGAUUAUUUGAAUCAAAUAACAAAUCUAUCUGACAUCUAAUCAGUGUCAUUUUUCUAACUCUAAAAAUCUAUGUUGUCGAUUGUUGAUUGUGGAUUUUAAAAUUUAAUAAUAAAAAAUUUACAAAAUACUUCCCCUCUUCUAAUUAAUGGUAUUAAUACGAGUAUUAUAAUUUAAAGAUUAAUAAUUAAAGACUCUAC
Tetrahymena thermophila SB210 is the source of this 4460-nucleotide messenger RNA. RefSeq lists its product as hypothetical. Lineage: Eukaryota; Ciliophora; Oligohymenophorea; Hymenostomatida; Tetrahymenidae. The record is from RefSeq and is a predicted model, not a curated record. The transcript has 11 exons. The annotation marks the transcript as partial.